Lycium barbarum (goji berry) is the source of this 1002-nucleotide messenger RNA. RefSeq lists its product as uncharacterized. Lineage: Eukaryota; Viridiplantae; Streptophyta; Magnoliopsida; Solanales; Solanaceae. The transcript has 3 exons. Bases 1 to 1002 code for a protein of 333 amino acids. The record is from RefSeq and is a predicted model, not a curated record.
AUGGAAAAGAUGAUGAAAAAGAUGAUGGGUGUUAUGCAAAAGAUUAUGGUAGACCAGCAAAAGUUGAUAGCAGAUAAUCAGAACCACGACUUGGCGGUGCGAAACUUAGAGAGACAGAUGGGUCAGAUAGCUAGUGCUCAGAGCACCAGACUACAAGGGGGGCUUCCAAGUGACACUGAUCCAAAUCUGAAACCAUGUACAGCAGUGUCUCUCAGAAAUAGGAGUGGACUGCAAGGGAUCCCGAAAUAUGCCAAGUACAUCAAGGACAUCGUGGCAAGCAAGAGUCAUUUCACAGAGUAUACUACAGUUGCACUUACUGAGGAGUGCACUUGCCAUAUUCAAAAUAAAUUGCCUAUAAAGUUGAAGGAUCCAAGCAGUUUCACUAUCGAAAUCACGAUUGGAAAGCAAGUCAUUGCACGUGCACUGUGUGAUUUGGGGGCUAGUAUUAACUUGAUGCCAUCGUCUAUGUUCAGAAACCUGGGGUUGGGAAACUCGAGACCUACUACUAUUGUUCUGCAGGUGGCACAUAGAUCUUUAGCCAGGCCCGAGGGUAUUAUUGAAGAUGUUCUUGUGCAGGUUAGGAAAAGUGUUGAUCGAUGUAACGGCAGGGCAGCUUACUAUGAGGUACAUGAUAAAGUUGAAGUAUUUAAUUUGUACAAAGCCAUCAAGUUGCCCGCAUUCUAUGAGGAACUUUCUGCUAUCACUAUGGUGAAUGAUGACACUAGGAGACCUCUUAUUACUUCGCAUGACCCGUUAGAGAGAGCAGUAGUAGGUGAAGAUGUUUUUGGAGAUACAGAAGCGGUUGAGAUGAUGCAGAUUCUUGACCUGGCAGGCAUUUACUUUCGAGAGGGGGAUUUCGAGCCACUCGAUAGAAAAAUUGGGCCACCGUCUAAGUUAUCGAUAGAGGAGGCCCCGAAAUUAGAGUUUAAUCCUUUACCCACGCAUCUCAAAUAUGCACUUUUGGGCAAGGGUGAAACUCUACCAGUUAUAUUGGCAGCAUAG